This is a messenger RNA of Parasteatoda tepidariorum (common house spider), 2391 nucleotides long. RefSeq lists its product as uncharacterized. NCBI's taxonomy places the organism in Eukaryota, Metazoa, Arthropoda, Arachnida, Araneae, Theridiidae. The record is from RefSeq and is a predicted model, not a curated record.
AGCGCACAAAGUGCGUGGGUGUUGGGCAGGGCUGAUGAGGGGUGAAGAAGGGAGAAACUCUUCUCUCCCCCUUAUUUAACUCGACUCUCGACUCGCUCCGGGACCAGUUGCUCCGCCUGAUGCUCACUCCUCUUCUUUCGCUGCUCCUCCUUUGAUCUCCCGGAAUUUCUUCUCUCUUACCUUUCUCUCUCAAACACACACAGGUUUCGCCUUCCACUAGAAUCAACAAACAUGUAUCUUCAAAUAAUAGCCUGGAUACUACUCUGCUACACUGUCACCAAGAGCGUGGCCUCAACUUCAUUCCCCAUCCCAUCCGGCGGACACCACCUUCUGCUGCAACACUCACCUAUAGCAGUCGCCCUGCCCCCCGUGGCAAGGCGCCAAAUGGAGAUGAUGCCAUCUCCAGCAUCCGAAAGAGAGCCAACAUGUUCAGAAUUACGCGCCAUGUGGCGACACAUGAGGAGAAUGGGGCGACAAAUGGAGUUUACGAAUGAAAUUCCAAAGAUGCAAGACCCUUUCACAGCUAGUGCCAUGCGAUUCGGCGGAGGUCGUAGGAGACCCAGCAAGUAUCCAGACCCGAACCCGUAUAGUGCGGCUAAGUCUUCCAUCGCUAACAAAGAAUCAGUCUUCCAUAAGACGGACUCCUUCGUCCAAAACAAGGGUCAGUUUGGUUCUAUUAUGAAUAACCAGAACGAGGUGUACCCUGUACAGAAUAGGCUAGUAGACAAUGCUCAGGACUCGCUCGGUUUCCACGAGUUUGAUGAUUAUCAGGACAUUAUGAGUCCAUCCUCGAGUUCCAGGAGGGUAAGUGGAAGGUUCUCGGACAGUGUCUUGCCAGAGGAAUCUUUAGGGGUGUAUGGAACUGUUGUACACACUCCAGAGGAAAGGGCGAGAUUUAGAGCCAGGACGAGAAGGCCGCCGGAUUACUUGUUUAAUAGGUAUAGAACGGCGUGGAGCGACGGUGGAAUGGGUAGAGUACCCUUUAAGGCCACCAAACCUCACACUCAAUACCAUUAUGGGAAUGUAGUGACUCACGGGGAGCGGCAUCCCAUGGGAGGUUUCGCUGAAUACCCUCAAGAAGUGGGGCAAAGGGGCAACGGAGGAGCCAGAGUAGAGAGAAUCGAUAAAAUUGCCCUCCCCGGAAAGUUAAAGAAUUCGUGCCUCCGCCUUCAGAACAGGACAUGUAAAACAGAUGUUGACUGUUUCUGUAACGGAAAUCCUAAAAUGUUUUGUGGCGAGGGUAGAUGUCGACCACUUUUUAAGGUUGCAAAAUAUGGUAAACAAAAAUAUGGGAAGAGCUGGUUGGCCAACUCUUUGGAACGGAAUCUCAUUGGAUACAGUCCUAAAUCAGAUCCAGUGUGGAUGGGACCUUUCUGAACAGCACACACCCUCCACUGAGAUUGAAUGAAGAAAACAAAUUUAGAUUCUAAAACUGUUACAAACAAUUACUUAAACUACUACAUAUCCAUAUUGUUCUCAGUUUUCAGGGAAAUGCGAAAUAUUCCAAAAAAAAUCGGCUUCCAAGAUUUUUUUUUUCCAUUUUAACUGCAUUAUUUAUAAAUAUUAUACUCCUAUCAAGUCAUAUCCAUUUUAAACAAGUAUAUUUAAAGCAGUGACUGACUUAGCAAAACUUGAGAGAUGUAGAUCAAAUGCUAAAAAAACAAUUUACGAACCACAUUUAAAAACAACUCUUUAGAUCUUUUUAACUUUUUGAUUUUAACUAUAAAAAUAUUUUGAAAAUAUUAUGAUUGUCACGAUUAUUUUGUAUUUAUUCUCAUGAGAAAACUUUUUAAUUCUCUACAACUUAUCCCUUUAUAAGUCCGUGGGAAAUAUGCUUCCCACCUAAAUCAAUAAUUUUUAACUGUCAAUGGACGGCUAUUUUUCCACCUAUGAUUUGUGCGGCCAUCUGUUGAUAACUUUAGAAAUAAAAAAAAAGCACCAAUGAAGAGGGCUCUGUUUACAUAAAUGUGGGUAACAGUGAAGGUCCGCGUAGGGUCAAGAACACAGGAGAACUAUUUUUUCUAGUGGGAUAUGAGUUCUUUCAUUUGAUCAUUCUGUAAUGCGUUUACUUGAAUUUAUAAAUUCGGAUAUUUAUAAAUUCAGAAGUUAAAGUUAGUGGCCAAUCGGAAAAUUUUUAAAAAUCCCCCAACCUUCCCACACAAAUCAAAUUAAUUUUAGAUUAUAAGUUAUAUGACUUUCUUUUAGAUCUAGCUUAGCGAAAUGAAUUUUUUUUAUAAAUCAAUCUCAAUUUUAAAUAAUAUUUUGAUAUAGUAUUACUAAAAAAGAGUAGCUAUAUAAGGGUUUAACGUGAAAAUUUUAGAAAUGUUAAUAUAUCCUGAAUAGCUCUAUACAAAAAUUUCAAAGUAAAAAUUUCUAUAAAAAAUUUCUGAA